UGAGUGUGAUGUCAGGUGGCCCAGCACAUCCUAUGGAUACCUCCUCCAUAGGAGUGGGGGCGGGUCCGCAGACAUGCAGGGAAACCACAGACAGUUACACAGAAACCUGUAUCUGCUGCUUACUCAUAUCAGACGUCUGCGCUGUAUCACCAGAAUCUAAAUAGACAUGCUUCGGCUUUGCCACUCUCGCGGAUCUCAGUCGGUCCCUGAAGGGAAGGGGCGGGCGAGAGUGGUGGGGGUAGAGGGCACAGACAUGGGAAGAGCCGAGAGAGGAGGGAGGGAGCAGGCAAGAGGUAGUGACUCCGUCGUCAACGGAGUUUGGAACCAGCUGUGAGAGUCUCGUCAAAACUAUCCGACAGGUUUUGAAAGCUCUCUUGUUCAGCAAGGAACUCCGAACUCCGCUCCGCCACCUCCGUCUCAGAUGACCCCCAGCAGGUCCCGUACACAAGGUCGGCCUUGGCCGAAGAUGCCCACGGCUCUGGUGGUGACUGGGCCGCCCGCGGUGCUGGUGUGGAUCGUGGUGGUCGUGGAAUCCGCCGGAGAGAAGUGUCAGAUCAGCGGCACGGUGGUGGAUUGCUCCGGCCGCUCACUGUUUUGGGUCCCUGAAGAGCUGCCACAGGACACACAGGUCCUCGACCUCUCCUACAACAGGAUAGCGGCCAUACGGGACCCGGACUUCGCGCGACUGCCCGAUCUGCGGGUCCUGAAGCUGAGUUACAACAACAUCUCCUGGUUGGGCCCGGCUGCCUUUGCCUCCAAUCCCUGGCUGGAGGAGCUGAACCUCUUCAACAACUCAUUGCGCUCCAUACCCGGCACUGUUCUGGCCCCGCUGACAAGAUUGGUCCGCCUCGAACUCUCCAACAACCUGUACCGUGCGGCCAGUCUGACCCCGAUCUUUGGGAACCUCUCCAACCUCCGAGACCUCUCUAUCGGGGGAGACCAGAUCCAGUCCAUGCGGAAGGGCGACCUCUCCCCGCUGAGCCGCAUUUCCCUUGACCGCUUCGCCCUGAAGACCGGGUCCGGCUUGAAGGAGUACGAGCCGGGCUCCCUCUCCGAACUGAGGUCGUGCACCGUGUGGACGGACAUCGCGGUGGACAGCCGGCCCUGGCUCCUGCCCGCUUUUCUGUCUGACCUCUUCAACACACGGGCCACCUCCCUCCGUCUCCGGCGCCUCUUCGCGUUCACCUACUAUACGGGCGACCAAGACCUUUUCCGCGGAUUGCGAGAGUCGCCCAUCCGCAACCUCACCUUCUUCCGCGGCAAGUUCAGCGAGAAAUUACUCGGCUGCAUCCUGCGUAACCUGCGGGGCUCGGCGGUGCUCAACCUGACGCUGGACUCCAUCGACUUCGCCCGCUCGCCCAACAACAGCGACGACCUGCCCGACGUCUUGGGGCUGCAGCUUGAACGCCUCGCCCUGAGGGAGAUCAGCAACCCGGACGUGCUGGUAUUCAACCGGGGCUUCGGCUGGCUGGCAGGGGUCCGCACGUUGCUCAUCAACGAGAUCAGUUUUAACUACGUUCCGUGCGGGGCGUGGCAGGAGAUGAAGCGGGCGCAGCUGAUCGACAUCUCUCGCAACGGAUUGCGCGACGAGUACAUCUACAACCGGCGCUGCCAGUACGUGGGCACCAUGCAGAAUCUGGAGGAAUUCCGCCUGAGCACAAACCUGAUCAGUAGCCUGCGGCCUGUGGCUCUGCUGACAGCGAACUGGCCGCUUCUCACUACCAUCGACCUGAGCUACAACCAGAUCGUCGACUGCGAGCCGCCCUGCGUCUGGGGCCCGAUCCUGAGCAGUCUCGUUCUGCACCACAACCCAGUCAGCCCCUCCACGUUCGCCUGCCUGCCCUUCACCCUGCGCUACCUCGACCUGUCCCACUGCCAGCUGGAGCGGCUGGAACCCGGCUGGUUCGUUCGCGCCUCUAACCUCAGCACACUGCUGCUCGGCGGAAACCGCCUCAAGUUCAUCCCGGCCGACUGGUCGGCGCCCGGCCUGCAGAGGCUGGAGCUCGACGGCAACUCGUUUGGCGCCAUCGGGCCCGGCACCUUUCGCCUGAUGCCCCGGCUUAAGACGCUAGGGGCAGGCGACAACCCCUACCACUGUACUUGCGACCUGCACCGCUUCGUUUCCGAGGCGCGCUCUGGCCAGCUGCGACUCUUGGGCUGGCCCGCCCGCUACGUAUGCUACCACCCUCCCGAGCUGGUCGACACCCAGCUGGCCGACUACUCGCCGGGCCGCCUACGCUGCGAGGUGUGGCUGGCGCUGGUUAUCGCUGUCUCGGCCACGGCGCUGCUGACGGUGGGCGUCACGCUUCUCUGCUGGCGCUACGACCUGCCGUGGUACGCGCGGGCCACCUGGCAGGUGGUGAGCUCCCGCUACCGCAGUUCAGAGAGGUCCCGGGAUCCCGCCGGGUACCGCUCCCCGCCAGCCUUCCACGCCUUCGUGUCGUACAGCCGGGCUGACGCAAACUGGGUGCGGGAGCAGCUGUUGGCGCGGCUGGAAGGGGGUCGGAGCCCGUACCGGGUCUGCAUCCACGAGCGGGACUUCACCCCGGGCCGCUGGAUCAUCGACAACAUAAUUGAGAACAUGGAAGGUAGCCGCAAAGUCCUCUUCGUUCUGUCCCGCAGCUUCGUGGACAGCGAGUGGUGCAACUACGAACUGUACUUCGCGCACCAACGGCCGCUGAGCCGUUCCUUGCACGAUACUGUUCUCCUGCUGAUGGAGCCAAUCUGUCCCCGCUCUCUGCCCAGCCGCUUCUGCCGGCUCCGCCGCCUCCUCGACUCCCGCACCUACCUGGAGUGGCCCUCCGAGCCCAGCCGCCAGCCCUUCUUCUGGGCCCAGCUCAGAAACCUACUGGGUAAGCCCGAAGACGUGGCAGCGUCCCAGCCCAGCUUCCGUUCCCUUCACGUCCCGCCCGGAAGUCUACAGAAUGGUCCGGAAGGUCCCCUCCCCGGCCUCCCGUAAUCUCCAUAAGGGGUACAGCCCUUUAGGCCCAAACUCGUAUCCUCUCAGCUAAUCCCGUUGGGUCCAUAUUCCUCUCAACUUCUGCCAUCCAUCUUGUUGUCCGAGUUGCAGUUGUGCGUGCCUCGACCGCCAGGCUCGACCGAUUGCUUGAUUAUUGUAACAGGUAGCGAGGAACAGUGAGGAACUUCGUUUUGCGCGCAUCCAUGCAGAUAAUUUUCUUACAGUGUAUUGAGAUUGUACAAGGGGAAAAGCAACAAGCGACUGCAGAAUGAAGUGUUUCAGUUACAGAGAAAGUGCGGUGCAAGGGCUACCCGAGGUGAAAGGUACAUCUUAUCCAUUCAGUAACAGUGAGAGAGGGGCUGUUCUUGUAUGUACUGUAUCCGGAUGGGCGGUGUUGUGGACAGUGUAGAAGGUUGCCUAAAGAUACAAAGACGGGUGAAGAAACGGCAGAUGUGGUUUAAUUUGGCCAAAUAUGAUCGUUGGGGGGGGGGAGGAUCAAUCGUAAAGGCACUGUACAAUGUUAAUGGAAAGACCCUUAACAAUGUUGUUAAGCAGAGGGAUCUUGAGGUCCAAGUCCACUGGUCCCCGAAAGUGGCAGCACAGGUUGAUAAGGUCAUGAAGAACGGCAUUAUGCACUCUUCCCUUUAUUAGUCGGGCCGCUGCGUUCCAGAGUUGGGAAGUUCUGUUGUUGCUUUAUAAAACUCUAGUUAAGCCGCAUUGGGAGUAUUGCAUACAGUCUGUAUAGGAAGGAUGCACAGGUUCACAAAGUUGCUGCUUGGAUUACAGGGUAAGAAGAGUUUAGAUAAUUUUGGGUUGGUAUCUCUGGAGCGGUGGAAGCUGAAGGGAGGUGUGUAAGAUUAUGAGCGGCAUGAACAGGGUCGACAGACGCCAUCUUUUUUUUCAGGGUUGAAAUGUCUAAUUCUAGAGUUUUUACAUUUCAGGUGGUGUGGAGGUAAAUUUUUACAGAAUGGUGGGUGCCUGGGGUAAUAGGCACGUGAAUGCGCCAGAAGGGGGUGUGACUACAGGUUGGUGAGUGAGGGGACACGUGAGACACAGAAUCUAAUGAGAAUCCCGGAGCUCACCAACAGACUGGAUGCUCUCUUUGGAGAGGAAGGAGCAGUUGAUUGGGUUAUUAUUGUCACAUGUUACAGUGCGCCGCUCCGAGUCUCCUGGAUCUUUGCCCGGUCACGGAGAUCCUCCCACCGCCUCUCCUAUGUCUCUGCCUGGCGUAGAGAGAGUGAAUCUUUCUGUGGCCGUUUACACCGAACACCAGUUUUGAGGGGGUGGCUGGGGGAUCGUAGCGCGGUGGAGGUGGGUGAGGGAGGACUCUUGCUCUGCACAGGUGAAUGGUCUAUUGGAAGAAGACAUAACUGAGGUGUUUAUCUGACCACACGAGCCUUGCCGGUCCUCUCCCUGUGCCCACUGUGUGGGGGGGGGGGGGCGCGGUAGAAUGAGGUCCAUGAACUCUCUGCCUGCAGUUUUUUUCACCCCACAGACGCUGCCCGGCAUCUGCAAGUUUUAAACUCCGACAGACAAGAUCUCCACCCUCUUCUGCUGUGUGGCAGUGGAGGGGCCUCGAGUAGUAUUACCUCUUACUAUGGAUUUCCAGCAUCUGCGGAACCUCUUGUGUGUAUAAUACUUGUUAUCAGAUCUGUUCAAUGUUCUAUAUUUAUAUAUUUUUAAGUAUUUUAUGAAUAAAGUAUAUUUUGAAA
This is a messenger RNA of Hypanus sabinus (Atlantic stingray), 4671 nucleotides long. RefSeq names its product toll-like receptor 18 (gene tlr18). Gene Ontology annotation, biological process: immune response; inflammatory response; toll-like receptor signaling pathway. Gene Ontology annotation, cellular component: membrane. The record is from RefSeq and is a predicted model, not a curated record. NCBI's taxonomy places the organism in Eukaryota, Metazoa, Chordata, Chondrichthyes, Myliobatiformes, Dasyatidae. The coding region runs from base 422 to 2959 and encodes 845 amino acids. Gene Ontology annotation, molecular function: transmembrane signaling receptor activity; protein binding. The transcript is spliced from 2 exons.